Xenopus laevis (African clawed frog) is the source of this 2862-nucleotide messenger RNA. RefSeq lists its product as uncharacterized. The transcript has 2 exons. Lineage: Eukaryota; Metazoa; Chordata; Amphibia; Anura; Pipidae. The record is from RefSeq and is a predicted model, not a curated record. Bases 657 to 1628 code for a protein of 323 amino acids.
GGACAGUGAAAUUUAAAGACAUGGCAGCUCCUGAUUCAAAGUAGUUCAGGGGUUUCAGUUCCCUGAAUUCAGCAUUGGAGCCAGAGAGAAGUAACAAUUAAGAAUUUAAUAUUGAGACAAAGUAAAGUAAGAUUUCCUGUCUAUGACACUUAUGUUGCAAAGUUUGUUUAUAAAGGUUUUAACACAUUGUAUCACUGUUUUGAAGAAAUAUCUACUUAUUUAUUACCUGUUACUAUAUAGCACUUUUUGCAAAUUCACUUUCUGUACGAUAAUUCAUGAAUAUGGAAAACGCAACCUGACAUGGAAAGUUAAUUGAUAUGGAAAUAAGUUCACUGUGAUUUAUGGGUAAUGUGGAGGUGGGAUGUUGUGACUCCUCCCUGUGGUGGGUAUUUAAGCACGUUUUAGACACUGUUAAUUAAUGGCUUGACAAAGGGCCUGCGUAGCCCGAAACGUUGCCUAUUGCAUCUAAGUAAAGGUUUGCAAAUUUUCACAAAUACCGGAGUGCUGCUGCUUUAUUCACUACAUGUAUGCGUUGCCCUGGCAGGGGGUACGGCGUGCACCCGGGGCUACAAAGAGCUUAAUCCGCUUUUGAAGCACACCUUAUCUACAUUUACUGGAUUCUAUACUGCUGGUGGUGCUCAAGUGGUUUUUCAAAGAUGACUCAACAAACACAAUUGGAACAUCAAGCGCUUACUUUUACAUACAAUGAGGAACAGGCUGCCCGGAUAAUUGGAUCCAAUACAGGUAGCAAUACAUUUUUACUCUCUUUACCUAACUCAGAUGUGAUUAAGGAAUAUGAAAAAGAAAGCCGAAAGUUAAUUGGCCUGGACUUACAUGCUAUCACAUUGACUGAGUAUUAUCGGGCUGGGCGCAUUCCCAGGGGUUUGAGAGUUAAUUUACGUCCCACUAUAUUCAAUGACAAUGAGGAAUUCACACAGAAAUAUGAACAAAUUGUGAACAAAUGCUCAUUCGAUAUUAUCCUCCUAAACAUUGAAUUUUUGCAGAAGGAAAUCGCUAAUACUAAACAGCGUUUACAGAUUGCUGAGGGUGAACUAAAGAAACUGGUUCCGAGUGCAGACCAGCGUGACUGUUUGUCCGAUAUUCAAGAUCACCUUUCUAAGCAUCGAGCGGCAAUCGAGGAACGGAAACGACAUAAGUUUCUGAGGGAUGAAGCGGAUUACACUGCAGGUCGGGUGUACAAAUGGCAGAGAGGUUCCGGCAUGUCUGAGACGCCAAGGCGUCCAUUUUUUCCCCGUGAGUAUAGGCCCACGCGCCCAUCAGAAAGAAGAGAACAGCGUGCAUACUCACCUGAUAGGAGGGGUUAUCGGCAGACGCGUUCGCCAGAUAGAGUGGAGCAGUGGACAGCGUAUCCUAUGGAUAGGAGAGAAGAACAGACGCCCUGGCGAGGCUACCGAAGGAAUGAGAGAGAUGAUGACACACGUGUUCCUCUGCCGAUCGGUGGCUAUGGCGGAUCUACUUCAGACGCAUCGUCGUCCUCUUCUUUUUUAGGGUACAGCACAGGACAAUCCACAAGAAAAAAAGGAGGGGCGGCAGGAGACAUCGGAGGAUACCAGGAACGGAGGGAGCAACCGUAUCGGAAGGCACGGACUCACAAAAAACGACAGUGAAAUUUAAAGACAUGGCAGCUCCUGAUUCAAAGUAGUUCAGGGGUUUCAGUUCCCUGAAUUCAGCAUUGGAGCCAGAGAGAAGUAACAAUUAAGAAUUUAAUAUUGAGACAAAGUAAAGUAAGAUUUCCUGUCUAUGACACUUAUGUUGCAAAGUUUGUUUAUAAAGGUUUUAACACAUUGUAUCACUGUUUUGAAGAAAUAUCUACUUAUUUAUUACCUGUUACUAUAUAGCACUUUUUGCAAAUUCACUUUCUGUACGAUAAGGAGAUUUUCUUACCUGAAAAAUCUUUUUCUAGUAGGCCCGUACUGUCAGUGCAGGACGACUGGGGUUAACUUGCUCCUCUCUGGAGGCAGGACAAACUCUUGCUUCUUGAGACUCCUCCUUCCUGUUAUCUCCACCUCCUCUCCAGUUUAUUAUAAAGCCUGUCGGUGGAGAUGGUUAACCUAACUGACCUAACUAUAUACAGACGAGCAGCAAAAACAAAAACCGGCACUCCACCAAUGGGCGGGAUGCUGCACUGACAGUACGGGCCUACUAGAAAAAGAUUUUUCAGGUAAGAAAAUCUCCUUUUCUAAGUCGGCCCUACCUGUCAGUGCAGGACGACUGGGGAUGUCCCAGAGCCGUCCUAAAAAGAGGGUGGGCAAAAAACUAACUUAACUGAACAAACUGUAGUGUACGGAUCAGACUAUGCAGGAACUAAGUAGAUGCUACUGCUGCUUGUAGCACCUUCCUGCCAAAAACCCCUUCUGAAGAGGCGAGAACAUCCAAUUUAUAAAAUUUGGAAAAUGUGUGUAGAGAACUCCAGGUGGCUGCCUUACAUAACAUAUCUGGAGAAGCUGAAUUUUGAAGUGCCCAGGAAGCACUGAUCUUCCUGGUAGAAUGGGCCUUAAGAUUAGAGGGAAUGCCCUGACCAACUCUAGUAUAUGAUUCUGAAAUAGUGGAGACUAUCCAUCUAGCUAGAGUAGCUCUAGAAGCAGGCUGACCCAUCUUAGUGGAGCCAAAAAGAACCAAUAAAGCAUCUGCCUUCCUGAAUAGUGAAGAUCUCUUGAGAUAAAACUUCAAAGCUCUGACUGGAUCAAGUUUAUGAAGUUGUCUUUCAGCAGGACUGGACGGCUUCGGGCAAAACGAUGGAAGGACAAUUUCUUGGUUAAUGUGGAAUGCAGAUGUUACUUUCGGAAGGUAAGAUGGCACCGUGCGUAGCACCGCUUUAUCCUGAUGAAAAAUUAACCAAGG